Danio rerio (zebrafish) is the source of this 2251-nucleotide messenger RNA. Lineage: Eukaryota; Metazoa; Chordata; Actinopteri; Cypriniformes; Danionidae. The record is from RefSeq and is a predicted model, not a curated record.
GAGAGAGAGAGAAUGAUAUGAAGGGGAUGAUUGCUUUCCACACACACUUGAAGCUCAGUCUUUCUAUGAGACGCAGGAUAGCAGCAUGACAGCGCAACAUCUACGAUGUACCAUUGUGUGCGCCAUGCUGAGAGUGUGUGUGUGAGCCGUGCGAGAGAACAGAAGUAAGUUUGUCAGGGGGCAGAAAGAGCGCAGUAACAGCAGCGAUAUAUCAAGAGGAACAAGAAAGAGUCUGUGGGAGUGACAGGAGAAGAUGCGCGUGGGGAUGAAGUGGGUUUGCCGGAGGAGUUGAGCCGUGCCGCUCAAACACAAAUACUUCUAAAAUCUCAGGACUCUUAAGGAAAGAGGAGAGAAUGAAGAAACACUCGGCUCGUGUGGCUCCGCUCAGCUCCUAUAGCGCUCAGGUGCUCACCUGCCCCAUCUCGGAAGGAGAGGAGGGCUCAGAUUCGCAUGCAGAGACUCCAGUCAGUGAAACAAGUGGAGAGGCCACUGCAUGUCAAACCUGCGCCAACACAGUGCUCAAGGUGCUGGGGGGCUUGCUGCUGGUGCUGUGUGUCUCCUCGUCCUGGGUGGGCACCACACAGGUGGUCCAGCUUACUUUCAAAUCGUUUUCCUGUCCCUUUUUCAUCACAUGGUUCAGCACCAACUGGAACAUUCUAUUCUUCCCCCUCUACUACUCCGGGCAUGUGGCUACCACCAGAGAAAAACAGACACCCAUUCAGAAAUUCAGGGAAUGUAGCAGAUUGUUUGGUGAGGAUGGCAUGUCUCUGAAGGUGUUUCUUAAGAGGACGGCACCAUUCUCCAUCUUGUGGACACUGACUAACUACCUGUACCUGUUAGCUCUGAGAAAACUAACCGCCACAGAUGUCUCAGCACUCUACUGUUGCCACAAGGCCUUUGUCUUCCUCCUGUCAUGGAUCGUCCUCAAAGAUCGUUUCAUGGGUGUGCGGAUUGUUGCUGCCAUCAUGGCUAUCACAGGAAUUGUGAUGAUGGCGUAUGCUGAUGGUUUCCAUGGAGAUUCCUUUAUGGGUGUGGCCUUAGCCGUUGGCUCCGCCUCCACUUCUGCGCUCUACAAGGUGCUGUUUAAGAUGUUCCUCGGCAGUGCCAAUUUGGGCGAGGCUGCUCAUUUCUUCUCAACAAUGGGCUUUUUCAACCUCAUCUUCAUUUCCUGUGUUCCCCUCAUCCUGUACUUCACCAGAGUGGAGCACUGGGGAUCCCUCUCCUCUUUACCCUGGGGUUACCUCUGCGGGGUGGCUGGCCUUUGGCUAGUAUUUAACAUCCUGGUCAAUGUAGGAGUGGUGCUCACAUAUCCUAUCCUCAUAUCCAUUGGGACGUUACUCAGUGUUCCAGGCAAUGCAGCUAUUGAUGUGCUGAAGCAUGAGGUCAUCUUCAGCGUGGUGCGUCUGGCUGCCACCUGCAUCAUCUGCCUGGGCUUCCUGCUGCUGCUGCUCCCUGAGGAGUGGGACACGGUUACCCUGCGCUUCCUCACCACCCUGGCCGACAAGAAGACGGAGGAGCAUGGAGAAGAGCUCACAGAAUCCAGCGUACACACGCGCAGCCGAAGUAGAGCCAACGGUGCCGUAUCCAUUCCCUUGGCAUGACCUUUGACCUGUGAAUGAGUAGCCAGCGAUCAACAUAGAUCCAGCAGUUUAAUUGUUUUUUAGAAGGGGGGGGGGGGGGGGGGAGUAAGAGAAUAGUGAAGCAAAGGAAGGAUGGUGUUUCUUUAAUAAUAAUCAAUCAUGUCGCAAAGUAAAAAAUGAGAGCAUGCUGUCCUAUGGGUCUCAUUUAUAAACAUGGCGUAUGCACAAAACUAGGGUGGAAACGUGGGUACUUCUCACGCUAAGGUUGUGAUUUGUCAAAAACAAACCCUAAACCUAACUUGAUGGGAGGCUGUAAGUCAAUGGUCCCAAACUUAAUUCCUGGAGAGCCACAGCUCUGCAUAGUUUAGCUUCAACCACCUCCAACUCGCACCUGCUUGAUAGUCUCUAGGGCUGCAGCCAAAACUGCUCACUACCAAGUAGGUACUGCAUUUGGAUUUAAACAUACUACUCGGCAGUUUGAAAAGUACGUUCUAUACAGUAUAAGCAGGUCAGGGUUGGUGUAGACAAUAAAAAGCCAGUGCAGAGCAAUAUGAAUGGAAUCCGGAUGUACUACAUUUGCCGUUUUGUCAUGGUCACAUGACCUAACCGUGUCAGUUGCAUCGCUUCACUCCCAUUCAUGAGUUCUCUUGUGGGGCAUCAUGGGAUAGUGC